This is a messenger RNA of Hylaeus anthracinus, 661 nucleotides long. RefSeq lists its product as uncharacterized. The record is from RefSeq and is a predicted model, not a curated record. The coding region runs from base 74 to 526 and encodes 150 amino acids. The transcript is spliced from 5 exons. NCBI's taxonomy places the organism in Eukaryota, Metazoa, Arthropoda, Insecta, Hymenoptera, Colletidae.
CGCGAGUACGUCGAUACGAGACAGCAAGCAAGAAAGCGGUUCUAGGUAUUACCAGACGUUGAACGCGUUCAGAAUGAAGCUUGCAAUUUUGUUGCUGCUCUCCUUCACGGUGUUAACAUUGGCAAGACCCCAGAAUGAUAAUCCGGAUAAUACGAACAAUAAUGAAUCGAAUCCGAGUGAGCCAAUUGAAUCAACAAAAAACACGGGAGAGUCAGAAAACUCAAACGGAGGUGAGCUAGAGCUUCAACAGUUUGUGGACAAACUUCUUCUCGAAUUGAAGCCCAUUCUUGGAGAAGAGACAGUUCUACUCUUGAAAAACCUCGUUACGCCACUGCUCAAACUCCCUCUAAAUCUAGUUGAGGAUACUUUAAUCGGAGUAGUCAAGGGCCCACAAGAUAUCACCAAACUGCUGAUAGACCCAGUGGUCAACGUAUUGUUGUCUGCACUAGAAUCUCUGUUGGCUACACCUGACAAUCUACUUAAAAUUAUAGGAAGUCUAUUAAGUCAACUAUUAGGUUUCUUAUGAUUUGAAUUUGUCUAUUAUUUCGGUGGCUGGAAAAUUCAUUUGCAUCCGGAAUAACACAUAAGUAAUUAAUACAGAAGGAGCAAUUAUAUGUGACAAAUUGUAUCGAAGUAAUAAAAUUUAAUAAACAACAACGAA